Messenger RNA from Rhopalosiphum maidis (corn leaf aphid), 2629 nucleotides. RefSeq names its product stearoyl-CoA desaturase 5-like. Gene Ontology annotation, cellular component: endoplasmic reticulum membrane. NCBI's taxonomy places the organism in Eukaryota, Metazoa, Arthropoda, Insecta, Hemiptera, Aphididae. The transcript has 6 exons. Gene Ontology annotation, molecular function: stearoyl-CoA 9-desaturase activity; iron ion binding. The record is from RefSeq and is a predicted model, not a curated record. The coding region runs from base 170 to 1369 and encodes 399 amino acids. Gene Ontology annotation, biological process: unsaturated fatty acid biosynthetic process.
UUACUGCUUAAGAUUAAACUAUAAACGUCACGCCAACACGUUAUAUUAUGUUUUAUUGAUGCGAAGUUGGAAAACAAUACAAUUGGUGAAUUGCCGUCCUUGUAUCGAUUUUGAAUUACCAGGAUCCAAACUGCAAUCAUAUAGGAGAGAUUGAACACGAAUCGCAGUUAUGAGAUACAGGCUGAUUUACACGUUGCUGACCACAGCGCAGGAACUUCUGUUCGGCAAGAAAUUGUUUUUCGAUUGGCAGUUCGGCGACAACUGGGCGUUGAAGAGCAUGGAGAUUUUGGACAAAGAGUUGGCGGCCGCCGAAAAGGACCGGAAAGACGUCGAUGGCCAGCAGCCCAACGACCCGAACGGGUCGGAGUACGUGUACCGUAGGCAGAUCGUCUGGUUCAACACCAUCGGGUUCCUUGUGCUCCACUUGGGCGCCUUGUACGGUCUGUACUUGUUCUUGACAUCGACGAUGGUACUCACCAUGUUGUGGACAUUGCUGGUAGCGGGCGCAAGUGCGUUCUCCGUCACUAUGGGCGCUCAUAGGCUAUACACGCACAGGACUUUCAAAUGUAACGAUUGGGUGAAAGCUCUGCUGGUGUUCGGGCAGACGGUCGCUGGACAGAAUUGCUUGUAUGUUUGGAUCAGAGACCACCGACAGCAUCACAAGUACAGCGACACGGUAGCCGACCCGCACAACGCGUCGCGUGGUUUCUUUUUCUCGCAUAUUGGAUGGUUGAUGGUGCGCAAGCAUCCGGAAGUCAUUGCAAAAGGCAAAAAGAUCGACAUGACCGACAUCGAAAUGGAUCCGUACGCUAUGUUUCAAAAAAAAUAUUACAAAAUACUGUUCACGAUUUUGGCUAUGCUGAUGCCGAUGGUCGUGCCAUUCGUCCUCUGGGGGGAAACCCUGUGGAAUGGCUUCUUCGUGUGCUUCCUGUUUCGGCUGAUGACGGUUUUGAACUUGACGUGGCUGGUCAACAGUGCUGCGCAUCUGUACGGCAACAAACCAUUUACCAAUGACAUAAUGCCCGUGGAAAACGUUUACGUGUCCAUGUUCGGGCUGGGCGAGGGCUGGCACAACUAUCACCAUUCGUUCCCGUGGGACUACCGGGCCGCCGAGUUCGGUCAGUACUUCAAUCUGACCACCAUGCUGAUCGACUUUUUCGAAGAGAUGGGCUGGGUGUGGGACAAGAAGUACGCGACGCCCGCCAUGGUCCGGAGCCGGGUGACCAAGCGCGGGGACGGCACGCACUGCAAGUACAACCGACCGCAGUUGAAGGAAAGCGGCGGAUCGUCCGAACCGGUGGCGGACGACGAGACUUACGAGGAGCUGUUCUGGCUGGAGGAACGGACGGCCGAGGCUCAGAAGGGCUGAUCGUUGCCACGCCCGUCAACGUUAUUAAAUAUAAUAAACUAUAUAUUACUUAUAUCUAUAUAUAUUUAUACAUUAUAUGAUAAUAAUAAUUACCAUUAUUAUUAUACGUCACCAGAGGAUAUUUUUUAAAAACUUUUUUUUUCUUUUAUUUUAUGUAUGAGCUUUUAUAAUAUUAUAUAUCAAUUUACGUAUGUCGGCGAUUAAGUGCCUCUCUCUCACUUGCUCUCUCUCUUUCUCUCUCUCUCUCUCUCUCUCUCUCUCUCUCUCUCACGCUCUGUGCAUGUAAUAUUUGCGUUACUUGACGAUAUUAUUACAUGUAUGACGAAUAAUAGGAAUCGCGAACUAAAUUAAUUAUAAUAAAUAAAUAAUAAUAAUGAUAAUAAUAUAUGCAGUACUAAAAUUGGAAAAAGGGAGAUUUUUUUGAAUUGAAAAAAAAAUUAGCAUCAUUCAAAUUGCUUAACUCAAUCUGACUUCUGCCCCUUCCUCACGGCAUCACACCAAACAAAAUCACCAAUCAACUAACAAAUAUUUACAACACACUAGAAAAUCAAUAACAAUUAUACUUGUAAGCAAUUAAAAUAAUUUUUUUUGGACAACAAUCAUUCAUCUUUAUCAACUAUUAAAUGUAUUAUGUAUGCACUACAGCAGUGUUUCCCAACCUCUUCUAUCUUGCACCCCCUUUGUAGGUUUUCAAAAAUCUUGCACUCCCUCCUAGACAUUGAAAAAAAUUAUCAUUUUUUUUUUAUUCAUUUUCCCUAUAUUGUAAAAUAAAACUAAUUUAAUAAAUGAAAUUUACUUCGUAAUGACUGCUUGUGCUUCCCCAGCACAAGUCUAUACCCCUAGGUCGAGAUACACUGCACUACAGGUAUAUUCAUUUAUACUUUUUUAGAUUCAAUACGAUAACUUUAAUGCAGUAUCAUAAUUAUAAUAAAUUAAACAAUUUUUUAAACUUAAUUUGAAAUCUUAUUCAAUUUAAUUUUAUAAAAUACAAAAUAUUAAAAUUAUGCUUGUAAAAAACCUAUUUUAAAAAAACAAAAUACCAUCUCUUCUUUUUUAUAAAAAUAAAAUACUGGAGACCUUUAUCAAUUUGAGUACUGAAUAUACAUAUAUAGCGUAUACAUCGCUAUCUCAUUUUAUACUAUGAAAUUUUGACUUUUACCAUUUAUUUUAAUGCUAAAAAUUAUAACAGCUAAACGCUAUAUAGGUUUAAAUAGAGUAAUGAAUAGGUACUUAAUAAUAUUCUGCAGUCAUUAUCCGAAA